Molecule: messenger RNA, 720 nt
Organism: Anisakis simplex (herring worm)
Lineage: Eukaryota; Metazoa; Nematoda; Chromadorea; Rhabditida; Anisakidae
Source: the annotation of a GenBank genome assembly
AUGUCAGUGAAUACUGCAAAUACGCCGGAUGGUCGUGGCGUUCUUAUUUAUAACGGUGAAAUGAUUCUCCUGUAUACGAAAGAGGUGGUGCUUCAGUUCUCGGAUAUACCCGAUCCAAUUUUCAAGGGCAAAAAAGUUGGCAAUCUGUAUCUCACAAGCCAUAGAGCGAUAUUCAUAAAUCGUGACAACGAUGCAUUGGGUUCACUUUCGAUGCCAUUCCAUUGUAUGCGUACGGUCAAAUUGGAGCAACCUGUGUUCGGUGCGAAUUAUCUGAAAGGUGUUUUACUUGCUCAGCCUGGAGGAAAUUGGAGUGGUGAGGUGACAUGGAAAUUAUCUUUCAAUAAGGGUGGUUGUAUCGAGUUCGGGGAAGCGCUUUUGAAAGCGUCAGAUAUGGCACAACGUUAUCGGCCCUACGAUGCGCCGCCAGCAUAUGCGCCACCGGCGGGUUCAUUUUAUUGUGCUCCACCAGCUUAUUACAUUCCACAAGGUGGUAAUUAUAACGGUUUUCAAGCUCCAACAAACGUCUUUCCUGAUCAACCUCCAGCUGGUAAUGUGUUCAUGUAUGAAGCGCCACCACCCUAUACGGGAAUCGGACCGGAUCGUGCACCUAUGCCGGCAGGAGGUUUAAUAAAUGGAGCAUCAGCCCCGCCCGCGCCAUCGUCAGGUUAUGUGGCACCACCAAGCUAUGAUCAAGCAAAUGAACUCCCUAGAAAGGUUUGA